AUGGCCCGCGGCGCUGAACCCUCCUCGCUCAGGGACGACGGGGACAACAACAACUCACACGCCCAGGAAUACUCAUCAAAGGCCAGCAAGCGUCGUCGCUGUGUCCAGUCGGCAUGUGUUCCAUGCCGCAAACGCAAAUCAAAGGCAAGUCGCUGUUCGUUCAAUCCAUGGCGCCAAAAUACCAAUGCAAAAAUGUGCGACGGCAGCACACCGGUUUGCGCAACGUGCACUGCCGUCUACAAGACCGAGUGUCACUACGAUGCGGAGAGUGAGAGUCGCCGCUCCAAGUCGGGCUCCUCAUCUACACCCACCACAGGCAUAAAGCGCGAUGCAUCAUCCGUCAUCGACGCCUCGAGCCCCGAACAUGCUUCCAAUGCCGUCUUCAUCAUCGACUCCCUCCGCCAGCUCCCCGAAGAGCACGUACAAGAGCUCAUUCAGCACCUCCGAAAGGACCCCAAGCUGGACAUUGCUACCCUCGCAGAAUCAUGGCGCUCCACCGUCACGCUACCCCCGAGCGCGCCUGUCCAAGUACACAGCCUCGAGUCGGACCUCAGUGUGCUGCUUGGGAACCCAGCCAUCACCCUUACCGGCGAGAGCAGACACUUUGGGCACUCUGCCAGCCUAGGUCUGGUCCCUGAACAAGAGAACUUUGCUGGUGGCCGCAUGCGCAACAACACUGCGAUGCCAGAGCGCCAGGGAUCGACAUGGACCGCAGUGACAAAUGACCUUGCUUUCGUCGACAAGCUACUCACCCUCUACUUCACAUGGAGCCACCCGUUUUACGUCCUCUUCAGCCGCGAGUGCUUCUACAAAGACUUUAGAGCCGGGCGCGAAAAGUACUGCUCACCACUGCUUGUCAACGCCGUUUGUGCCUAUGCCUGCCAUUUGACCGACGAUGCUGCAGGCCGAACCGAUCCCACCAACUUCCGCACCGCCGGCGAUCACUACUUCGCAGAAGCCAAGAGACUACUCUUCGAGGACGAGACUCCGAGUCUUACAACAGCACAGGCUCUUUGCGUCAUGUCGUUGCGCGAACCCAGUAGCGGACGGGACAGUUCGGGCUUCAGCUACAUUGGAAGGUGCAUUCGCAUGUGCGUUGAGCUUGGCCUUCACCUGAAUAAUAGUGCCAGUCCUGUGCUGGGCCUAACACCGAGUGAAAUCGAGGUCAGGAAGGUUACUUUUUGGGGCUGCUUCACAGUAGACACAGUCUGGUCCAUCUGCACAGGCCGCAUAGCCCAACUCCCACGAGCUGCUAUUACCCUCGAUAAACCCAUCUUGGAAGAAUCGUCUAGCCUCCUCGAAGCCUUUCCCGGCGCUUCAAGCGUCCCGCCCGGCAUCGUGACUACACGAAUGUUCUUGCAGGAGUUCACGUCGCUUUCCGAGCUUGUAAACGACAACAACUACAUGUUCUUUGCGCCAAGGGAACGGCUCACAAGCACUAGAUUGCUUGAUUGUUAUAGCAAAUAUCAGGCUUGGUACAGAAGGCUACCGGUUGCGUUGGGUGUAGAGGGCAAAGAACAGCCUGAGCCACACAUUUUGGUGCUACACAUGUUGUACUAUACCAUCAUCGUGCAUCUUUUCCGCCCGAUGCUCAAGGUGGAGCUUAUUCACUCGGAUGUCCACCCCCGCGAUAUCUGCAUCGAUGCAGCCAACAAUGUCUCAAGAUUAGUUCGGAUAUACCGAUCCUUUUACGAUUUCCGUGUGGCACACCUGCUCAUACCACAUAUCCUGUUAUCUGUCUGCAUAGUGCACUUGCUCUAUUCAAAAGACAACAACACUUCGCGUCAGAAUCUUGUUGAGGGCCUCAAAGGCCUCGAGGAUUUACACGAGUGCCACUAUCUUGGAGCGAGGAGUUUCCGCAUCAUACAUACGUUGGCGAGAAAGUGGAAACUGGCUUGGCCAGACGAGUUAAGGAACUCGAAAUUGGUGCCACAGGAGAAGCCACAAGGGGCAAUUAGUCCUCCUACUGACCCUCUGCUGGUGGCGCCUAACACGGUGACAACUACUAUGGGACUAACUGUGACCUAUCCGCCCAUUAGUCAAGCAAACAGAAGGGAGAGUUUGUCCAUGUUCGCACCACGUAUGCAAAUGGCAACACAUCCCGUAACAUCAAGAUCGAGCAGCGUCGUCUCAAGCCAACACCACCCGUCGCCUGUUGUCGGCCACGCUCCAACGCAUGCUACCUACAAUGCUAGUAUCACUCUCGCCUCCUACCAGUACUCGCAGUCACUGUCUUCAGUCCCGUCAACCGUCCCCACAACAGGCGUUUCGCCAAAAUCAGAAACAACAGAAGCGCUCUUCUGGACUCCUAUGCCGGGUAUUCCAGGACCAAUCCUCCCGCGUAAUAACUUCUUACAGGCCAGCCCCAUGGGUCUCGAAAGCGUACUGCAAUCCGCAGACAUGGGCGAUCGGCUUGGACGCGACGGCUUCAAAAUCAACGAGGACUGGCGGUCUAGUCACGUCAAUGGAUUCAACACGGGUACUGCCGGCAGUGUGUAUGGUGCUACUCGAAAUGACCCCGCAGCUGGCAACUAUGCACAUGAUAGAGGCAGCAUGAGUUAUGCUCAGCCUGGAGAUAGCGUGGCGUAUCAGCAACCGGGGAUGAAUGAGCAUCACGGACAAGGGCAAUAUAAUCCAGGGUGGUGGCCGAAUGCCAACGACAAUCCUGGCCCGAUAUCUUGA
Messenger RNA from Cucurbitaria berberidis CBS 394.84, 2682 nucleotides. Its product is annotated as C6 transcription factor-like protein. Gene Ontology annotation, biological process: DNA-templated transcription; regulation of DNA-templated transcription. The transcript is spliced from 4 exons. Lineage: Eukaryota; Fungi; Ascomycota; Dothideomycetes; Pleosporales; Cucurbitariaceae. The coding region runs from base 1 to 2682 and encodes 893 amino acids. The record is from RefSeq and is a predicted model, not a curated record. Gene Ontology annotation, molecular function: DNA-binding transcription factor activity, RNA polymerase II-specific; DNA binding; zinc ion binding.